Messenger RNA from Solenopsis invicta (red fire ant), 3543 nucleotides. RefSeq names its product ribosomal protein S6 kinase beta-1 (gene S6k). Lineage: Eukaryota; Metazoa; Arthropoda; Insecta; Hymenoptera; Formicidae. The transcript is spliced from 4 exons. The record is from RefSeq and is a predicted model, not a curated record. Gene Ontology annotation, biological process: signal transduction; protein phosphorylation. The coding region runs from base 323 to 1792 and encodes 489 amino acids. Gene Ontology annotation, molecular function: protein serine/threonine kinase activity; ATP binding.
UUUCUUUUCUCUCUCUGUCGCUGUAGUUCAUGCGUGUACGCCGUGUAUUUGCGAUUACAUAUGUAAGGUAGACAAUCGUGUAUCACUCGCGUUAAAAUCUGGCGGCGAGUCUUUUUCAGUUUUGCGCGAUCAUUUGAAAAAGUCUGAGUAAAGAGCGAGAGAUCCAGAGAGAUCGAGCGCGCGGUACGUCAGGGGUGUUGGCAAAUAAUUGAAGCCUCGCCCUGGAGCGUAAGAAGCAUUUUGACAGAUUGAACCAUCAGCGGUGUCCGCCUCCUUAAUUCCUUCGUUUGAAAUCUUCCGAUGUGAAUUUCACUUAUCUAGGAUGGCGGGAGUAUUCGACAUUGAACUGCACGACGGAGAUGCCGCGAAUCAGGACGAGUCGGAUGACGACGUGAUCGAGAAUAGAGAGGAGGAAUAUAAUCAUGCCGCAACUGUAAGCGCGAUACUAGAAUCUGAUAACUUGGAGAGGGUUCAGUUGUCAGAGCAAAAUGUGAAUCCUGGUCAAGAGAAGGCUGGUCCACAGGAUUUUGAAUUGUGCAAGAUAUUAGGAGAGGGUGGCUACGGAAAGGUCUUUCAAGUGAGAAAGGUUACUGGAAAAGAUAAAGGCAGCAUCUUUGCUAUGAAAGUACUGCGCAAAGCAUCCAUUAUACGAAAUCAGAAAGACACGGCUCAUACCAAGGCUGAGAGGAAUAUCCUGGAGGCUGUAAAACAUCCAUUUAUUGUAAACCUUAUGUAUGCGUUCCAAACUGGUGGUAAAUUAUAUCUCAUCUUGGAGUAUCUGUGUGGAGGAGAGCUUUUCACGUAUCUCGAUCGAGAGGGUAUCUUCUUAGAGGACACAGCUUGCUUCUAUCUGUCGGAAAUUAUCCUGGCGCUGCAACAUCUUCACAAUCAGGGAAUUAUAUACAGAGAUUUGAAGCCAGAGAAUAUCUUGCUGGAUGCCGAAGGUCACGUCAAGUUGACAGAUUUCGGUCUUUGCAAAGAACACAUACAAGAGGGGACAGUGACGCAUACGUUUUGCGGAACGAUAGAAUACAUGGCUCCAGAAAUUCUUACUAGGAGCGGUCACGGUAAAGCUGUGGAUUGGUGGAGUUUAGGUGCUUUGAUGUUCGACAUGCUUACAGGGAUGCCGCCGUUCACUGGUGACGACAGAAGAAAAACCAUCGAAAAGAUCUUACGGGGAAAGCUGAGUCUUCCACAAUAUCUGACGCCGGACGCCCGAGAUCUCAUUCGGAAACUCUUGAAGAGGCAAGUUGUUCAGAGAUUGGGCUCUGGUCCAGAGGAUGCCGAGCAAAUUAAAAACCAUAAUUUCUUCAAGCACAUUAAUUGGCAGGACGUAAUCGCUCGGAAGUUGGAUCCGCCAUUUAAACCGUCCCUCAAGAGCGCCGACGAUACGUCUCAAUUCGACGAACAAUUCACGGCAACUGUGCCGGUGGAUUCGCCGGUCGAGAGUACACUCAGUGAAUCUGCAAACCUGAUAUUUCAGGGUUUCACGUAUGUCGCGCCGAGCGUCCUGGAGGAGAUGUACGCGCAGCCAAGAGUCGUCAACGCUAGAAGUCCACGUAGAGGACUGUUGAAUAACACGGGUUUUGGUGCAGCCGCGAGUUUACAUGGCUUCUCUUCGCCCAGAACGAUGGACGUCCAUUUGCGUCCAUCGUUAGACCUCCAACAACAACAACACCAUCAACAUCAUCACCACCAUCAUCACCAUCACCACAGACAACAUAUGAUGGGCCCCAACAGCGUAGAAGAUACUGAAAUGGUUGAUCUCGGUCAGUUACCAAACCGUUUAUAGUGCCGUGAUUCACUGCACACAAACUAUUAGCUUUUUCAUGCAAAUUAGGGGACAAGAGCAACAUAGUCCACGUGAACCUGUUUGUUCGCCGAAUCGUUUCUUCACAUUCGUGUACGAUGACAAACAGAGGUUGCAAAAUACAUUUAGCAAAUUCAAUAAUAUGUAUAGCAAAAAGUAAGCACAGGGUGAGUUUGAGCUUCUUGAUAUCGCGAUAUUGUCUACACCUGUAAGCAAAUUUUUCUUAGAUUUUUAGCGAUUUCAAGACGGUCAAACGGGUUUUUUUUGUUGCAUCGAUGCGAGGGAGCAAAUAGUGUAUGUCUUUUCGCUAUGUAAAUACGUGCGGAUAAUUAAAAGCAAGUACGUUCUUAAUGAAACAUUUAUGAGCAGAAUGCAGUUCAAAUCUAAUAUCAUAAUAGUAAUAUAAAUAUCGCAAUCAUAUCGCUAACGUAGUUGACUAGCAUUCAACUGUUUCUAAUACACAUUAAUUUAUAUAAAGUGACGAUUGCUUUAGAGAGAUUGCUAUUAGAAUCAAGGGAAGAUAAUUUUUAUUUUCUUGUUUCAAAACAUUGUAUUCGAUUAAAUCUUUUGUUGUUACAUUGUGGUAAAGACUCUUGUAAUAGUUUUUUUAAUUUUAAUGCUUUGGUUAACAUUGCGACCGAUUUAUUUCAAGUAAAACACUGUGUACUUUAGAUAUGUGUGGGUUAGAAUAAUUUUCGAAAUUCUUACGAGAAUUUUUUCAAUUUUCAUACAAUAGAUGCCGAAGUAUGUAUGUAUGUAUGUAUGUAUGUAUGUAUGUAUGUAUGUAUGUAUGUAAGAGACACGCUCUAUUUUAACGCCGAUUCUCAUAAAAAUAAUUCUACAUUCCGGAUAUUAUAACGAUAAUUCGCACUUGUACAAGAUAGAACAUUGAAAAUUUAUUAAAGUAAGCAAAAGUAAAUAAAUCCACAAUUAUCUCUUGUUUUGUUAUUAUUAUUAGACGUGAUUGAUUCUAUUCUAUUGAAUAUAUAGUUUAUUUAACUAUAUUUAAAGAAAUCUGUCCUAAUAGAAUCAGAAAGGAAAACGGAAAUUCUCCAUGGUAUCAUAUAUAUAUAUAUAUAUAUAUAUAUAUAUAUAUAUAUAUAUAUAUGAAUAAGUUUGGUCCUAUUUAAUGCAAUAGUAUGUUGCAUUUUCAAGAAUAACAUUUCUUUAUUAUAAUUAAUUACAAUUGCUAUUUAAUAUUUGAAAAAUAUGAAUGUUUCAUAAUAUAAGCGAGUGUAUUCUCUUUUUAACUGUGCGUGCGUGCGCGCGCGCGUAUGAAUGUAUAUACACAGACACGUGUAUAUAAUAUAAACAUAAUAUAUAUAUAUAUAUAUAUAUAUAUAUAUAUAUAUAUCGAUCGUCUUGUUGCGUUUAUAAAAUAUAAUCAAAUAAUGGAUUAAUUGUAUAUAUAGCUGCCAAUCCAAUAACUUCCCAAAGUUAUAGCAUUAUAUCACAUUGAAAGUGUAAUCCAUUUGCAAGAAAAAUAAUCACGCAGAUUUCAAAGUGCCCAAGUGUUCAAAGCCAACGUGGCUAGUAUUACGUACACAAUAUACAUUCGUAUAUUAUACAUAUAAAAAUGUAUAUGCAAGAACGGAUUGUUACUAGCCGUGUAAGAAAUGAAAUAGAGUGAGAAAACUUGUACUAUGACUUAUUUGAAUGUAUACCGUACAAAAAAAAAAAAAUUGGUUAAUAUUUGUAAUACACACACAAACACACACACACACACACGCACA